AUGCAGUCCACCUCAAUACACGGCUCUGUGGUGAUUGCAUCAGAUGCUGAUUUGGACGUCGCUGUGAGCUCAUUGGUUCCUGUCUUGGACCUUGUAGAGACGGAAGAGACAUGGGACCGCAUCGAUCAUGCUUUGGCUCAAUUUCAAAUUCUGACCAAGUGCGGCGCGACCAAGGUGCCGUCGUAUAUAAUGCGCGUGCAUGAAUUUGCCCCGUGCAUUUCUAGGUCUUUGCUUUCAGAUCGCACACGUCUAUCUGGCACGGCGAGUGACGUGCUCAAUUCUAUGGCUCCACGUCUACGUGAGCGCUUCGCCCCGUUUGUGAAUGUGUUUAUCCCACCUCUACUCCAAUUGUGUGCGCGUACAAACAAGGUUUCACUUCGCCGUGCAGAAAAAAGUCUUCAUUUGAUCUGCCGUCACUGCCAUUUGCCAUACAUUUUGUCGAGUCUUGUGCACGCUUUAAAGGAAAAGUCCAGCAGUCUUCGCGCUUCUGCAGCUGAAUGCAUGGUAAUUUAUAUGGAGUCUUGUGAUCUUUCGCAACUUCAAAAACGUGUCACAGAUGUAGAGCAAGCGAUAAGACUCCUUGCUACCGAUGCUCAUCCUCAAGCCCGCGCUACAUGUCGGCAUUUGUACGGUUUAUAUGCAGGACUAUUUCCAGAACGUCGAGCAACCUUUUACUGUACACUUUCUGCAACAGCGCAACGUUACCUGGCAGCGGUUCAACCUGUAGCACCGGACAAAACCGUGACUGACGCUAAAGUCCCGGAUGAUACCCAAUACACAUCGCAACCCACGCAACCCACCAUAACACGAGUUUCGCGACUGAAAGGUCCCACAUUAGCAGGUCCUGUAUCGCAUACAUCCAAAACGUACUCGGAUCCCUAUGAGAGUACAGGUAUUCCGCCUCUGCCCACACGCGGCUCUAACCCAAGCGACGGAGUUGCACACCGACUGGCACUUGCGCGCGAACAAGCGAGACUCCGUUCGACACAACGGCAAGGCGCAGCUACUCCUACUGAUACUAAUGCUGCGGCGCGUCUUGCCUCACGUGCUCUGGUCCGUUCAUCGUCGUCGAUCGGAAGCGCACGACGUGUCGUGGUGUCGCGUCCCGAUAUAAUGACGCCACGCACGCCCACCGGAAAAAUGUCGGUUGAUUCUAAAGUGUCCAGUCCAUUCUGUACCAGUUCACAAUUUACACCCAAGCGGAAGCCUUUUUCUGUCGUCAACGAGGACAGAUCACCGCGAAACCGUGUUACACCACGCAAUAUAUGA
Molecule: messenger RNA, 1269 nt
Organism: Malassezia restricta
Lineage: Eukaryota; Fungi; Basidiomycota; Malasseziomycetes; Malasseziales; Malasseziaceae
Product: protein STU1
Exons: 2
Coding region: 1-1269 (422 amino acids)
Biological process (GO): mitotic spindle assembly
Cellular component (GO): spindle microtubule; mitotic spindle; microtubule organizing center
Molecular function (GO): microtubule binding
Source: RefSeq, a predicted model, not a curated record